This is a messenger RNA of Penicillium angulare, 1644 nucleotides long. RefSeq lists its product as uncharacterized. Lineage: Eukaryota; Fungi; Ascomycota; Eurotiomycetes; Eurotiales; Aspergillaceae. Gene Ontology annotation, molecular function: zinc ion binding; DNA-binding transcription factor activity, RNA polymerase II-specific. The transcript has 3 exons. The coding region runs from base 1 to 1644 and encodes 547 amino acids. The record is from RefSeq and is a predicted model, not a curated record. Gene Ontology annotation, biological process: regulation of DNA-templated transcription.
AUGGACCCUUACUACGCAGAAAACACUGGUUUUGCCCAGUCUCGACACGCCUGUGGACUUUCUUUGCCUCGUGCCAUGAGAAGCAUGAGUCGUCACGAAAUGGGAGAUCGGUCUAGUAGCUGUACAGGGCCGACAAGUGAGUCAGAUGGCAAGUUACGCAAUCCCCAACGACGUCGUGUUCCAGUGGCGUGUCAAAGAUGUCGGAGAAGAAAGAUUAAAUGUAGUGGGGAUUCCGAGGAUGGUCAAGGUUGCUCGAAUUGUCAUAGCGCCGGUGAAAACCUAUGCCAAUUUACCAGAGUCAAUUCUCAACCUGUUGAUGAAUUUAAUACCCAAAUGCUCAGUGACUGGGUUCAAUCUCACCGUGCUGACAGACCCGGUGCCAGUGGCUGGCAACCUUAUCCCAAUAUGAGACCAGCAGCUGCACCAUCCCAACUUGGGGUGAUCCCGACACAUGCCCAAUCCAAACCGACCCUCCUUUCUAUGGGCUCAACACAACCUCAGACCCGUGUCAAUGCCUAUCAACAACGCUCUGCCGAUUUUGAUCUGGGUGCUGCUGAUGCACAUGCUUACCAGAGAUCAGGAGGUGUGAGCUCUAUGCACUACGAAGACGAGACAUCGUCAAGCCACCCUCAUCCCUCUCAAUACAUAUUACCCAAUACUUCACCGGGGGUUAUGAUGGACUAUGGAAUUCCAGCAUGGAGUCCUAAAGCUUGGGACUCAAUGUUCGGGACUGGCAGACAUACCAAUGGAAACGUCUAUCCUGAGUCUGAUGCCAAUACUUCUUUCAAUCAGUCACACUUUACCUACAUGCUCCCUAGUCAAGACCACUCUGUCGGAGAUCUAUCUCAACCCAACAGCGCCACUAUGAGUGAAGGAUCCUCUGAUGCCCCAGGACCAGACCGUACACUACCUAGCCCUACAUCUCGAGGCCAACAGGGCCCUAACUCUGCGACGGAAUUCAUUCCAACAGAGGGAAAUCCAAACCUACCUUGGUCUUCACCUGACUUUAAAGCCGGCUUUUGGAGUCCCCGUAUAGCCGCUUCACCUGACCAUCGACCAAGUUCCACUCACACUGUCCCAACCAACACACCAUUCACUACUGGUCCCGAACUUUCAAACAAGGGUAUCAGCGUCAAUGGAACUGGCUCAGAGUUACUUUUCCCAUAUCUUCCCAUGCCCACCACCUCCGAAGACACAAUGCAAUCUCUAGUAUCCUCAUCCACAGCUCCACCACCCCCAAUCUCCACGGCGGGUAUGAGCCCGGCUUAUCCCAUUCUCGAGACCCUUGACAAUACCGGAUCUGACUACCCAAGUAUACACAAUGACACAAGAAUCACUCGCAACCAUUCCCGGGACCACGGCAAUGCAGGUCAACGGCUUCUUGCGUUGAACGAAUGCACACCGGCCAUCUAUGGCUAUAGCACCAGCGAAAAGAGUAAAGCGCGUGGCAGCGGCCCCGAUGCUGAAUCCCACACCUUACUCAGUGGCCUACCAUAUACACGUGUACAGCACCGGGACACAUCCAGCACUGCAUUCUCUUUCAAUUCGUCGCCGGAUGCACUGCCCGAGUAUCACCGUGCUGUGGUCGAGAACGUGCACCGGCCACCUGCCGUUGAGCCUUUGGGUAACCAGGGUUCUUAUUAG